This is a messenger RNA of Penicillium soppii, 3804 nucleotides long. Its product is annotated as GTPase-activating protein BUD2. Bases 1 to 3804 code for a protein of 1267 amino acids. The transcript has 2 exons. NCBI's taxonomy places the organism in Eukaryota, Fungi, Ascomycota, Eurotiomycetes, Eurotiales, Aspergillaceae. The record is from RefSeq and is a predicted model, not a curated record. Gene Ontology annotation, biological process: regulation of GTPase activity.
AUGGAGCCUGAAAAUCCGAACGCGUUCAAGCGGAGCUCGAUGCACCAAGCGUUAUACAGUCGACCAGUGGAACGACGUGCAAGCAAGAAGUCUUCAUCCAGGGAUCGACAUGGUAUGGUCUACCCCGACAAUUUCCGAGAAACAACCAUUCGAACCGUGACACCAGACUCGCACUCUUCUGCCAACCAUUCCCCUUUAUCCGAACCCGAGCAACCUACGAGUGGCAUUGCAUCUUCGCCUCGCAGUACCGUGCGAUCACGGCCCACCGAGCCCGAACGUCUUCGGGAUUUUAACAAACAUUCAUCUGGGGGCCCGGAGGAAGAUAUUCCACCGGAGGGCAAGAAUCAGCGGGCGCGAUCGCGGACGACGGCAGCCGAGGACCAACGGAACGACAUCACCCCCAAUACCUUCAAACCCCGAACGCGAAUCGGAUCGAUCAAUACCACCAGUCCUUCCCAGCCAAAGGUGCCUGAAGAUCCGUCAUCUUCCAUCGGUUUCCCAUCCAUACAAUCCCCGAAAUACACCAGCCAGACUCUCCGGAAUCGACUAAGCAAAGCUGCUGGUAUUGGUGUUGUAGGAGGAGCAAGCAAUCAAGAUUCAUUCGCCUCGCCUCUUUCAAGCACCGAAGCUACAAAGAUUCUACAGUUGAUGAAAACAACUUGUGGCAGGAUGCAUGGAAUCCUUUCCUUUCGGACAGCAACGACCACUGCCUGGACAUCCGGGUACUGCGCUAUCAACGUUGCCACUGGAAGUCUCAUUUACCAAGCCAAAGGAGAGCCUGCAUUGGCCAAGACCUUGAUCCCGGAUCUGCGUGGUUGUCGGGUUCGGACGUUGUUUGACUCUGACCUCCAAACCACCUACCUGAGCGUCCAUACAUUUACUUCCGGGCUCGGGAUACAACUACGACCUCACGUGAAUGAGACGUUUGAUUCUUGGCUUGCUGCUCUGCUGUGUUGGCAGCCUAUCCGACCAAAAGGCGUUCAGAACAAGAUGACAAAACCUCAAGAAGUUGUGAUUGGAGACCGACGAAUCCCCGAACGUCGACGGAACUCGGAGAGCUCAGCACACAAAGACGCGACUAUCAUCAAAGUUGGAAAGAUGCUUCUAUGGGACAAACCAUCUGCCUCUGGUGCAAUGCCAGUGUCUGGACGCCGCGUUUCAACGUAUCGACAGUCAAGGGCCCUUUCUUCCUCAUGGCAAAAGGUGAGCUGCACACUGCAAGAGAACGGCUUUUUCAAGCUUUAUACGGAGUCCGACGUAUCGAUCCUGGCAACGGUGCAAUUGUCUCAAUUAUCUCGUUGCGCUAUUCAACAGCUCGACUCUUCGGUAUUGGAUGACGAAUUUUGCAUUGCAAUUUACCCGCAAUAUACGGCACAUCCAGUACCUGAAUCAAAUGUACGUCCAAUAUACCUUGCUCUCGAGAGUCGUGUUCUUUUCGAGGUUUGGUUCGUGCUCCUCCGUGCCUUCACCAUUCCAGAGCUUUAUGGCCCUGCAUCUCAAAUCCGAGAGGACCCCAAUAAGACACCAGAACCCGACGUUACUGGAACACCCUUGACCAAGGACAUGUUCCGAAUUGAACGGUUCUUGAAUUUAAAAAUUGUGGAAGCAAAGAUCUUCCGCUCCAAAGAGGAGGACACACCCCGAAGCCGCAAAGCGUCGAGAUCUCAUGGCCAACCUGUUCCCACGUCCAAGGUUAGUGAUUAUUACACGGAGGUACUUUUGGAUGGGGAAAUUCGUGGCAAGACCGCUGUCAAGUAUCGCACCAUGAACCCUUUUUGGCGAGAGGACUUCGUCUUCCAUGAUCUGCCGCCGGUUCUGUCCCAGGCCUCUAUCCUGGUCAAAACCCUCAACCCUACACAAAGAGACUGGACACUUAUUUCACACGGAACAUACACCUCAAAUCAAGAUGUGAACGCAGUGAACGCAGUGAAUAUGUUAGACGAGAUUGAGAUUUCUGCGAACGACACCAUUUCCGGACGGGUAGAUCUGCGACUCGAAGAGCUGGAUGCCGGUGUGGACACCGAAAAGUGGUGGCCUAUCCUAGAUGAUCAAGAUCAGGCCAUCGGCGAGAUGUUCAUGCGGGCCCGGAUGGAGGAAACUGUUGUCUUGAUGUCCGACGAGUACUCGGCGAUGUCGGAAUUGCUCCAUUCCUUCACAAACGGGCUUACAAUCAACAUGGCGCAAUUGAUGUCAUCGGAGCUGAACCACCUGGCCGAGAUGCUUCUUAACAUCUACCAGGUCUCAGGCUCAACUGUCGAAUGGAUCUCAGCUUUGGUUGAAGAUGAAAUUGACGGUGUUCACAAAGAAUCCACGACAAAUCGACUUAGGUACACGACGAGAAUUCACUCAAACAACUCACAGGAGUCUGGCCAAGAACGCGAGGUCCUUGUCAGAGACAUGGGGAGAACGGCCACCGUGGAGGCCAAUCUCUUAUUCCGGGGAAACUCGCUUCUCACCAAGGCUCUUGAUCUACACAUGCGUCGUCUUGGCAAGCAAUAUCUCGAAGAUACCAUUGCGGAACGACUACGUGACAUUGAUGACAGUGAUCCGGAGUGUGAAGUUGACCCAUCUCGAGUUCCACGACACGAAGAUCUCGAACGCAACUGGCGGAAUCUCACAGCUCUCACCACAAAUGUCUGGAAAUCGAUUGCGGGGUCUGCAUCGCGCUGUCCCCCAGAACUUCGACGCAUCUUCCGGCACGUGAGGGCAUGUGCAGACGACCGUUAUGGUGACUUCCUCCGAUCUGUGACAUACAGUAGUGUUUCUGGUUUCUUGUUCCUACGCUUCUUUUGUCCAGCUAUUCUGAACCCGAAGCUUUUCGGACUUUUGAAAGAUCACCCUCGUCCUCGGGCACAGCGCACGUUGACCCUCAUCGCCAAAGCGUUGCAAGGACUAGCCAACAUGACAACGUUUGGCAACAAAGAGCCGUGGAUGGAACCAAUGAACAAAUUCCUGGUCGGCCAUCGCUCAGAAUUCAAGGAAUUUGUCGAUUCGGUCUGUGCAAUUCCGGCCGAUCGACCGGCUCCCAUCGUCACGCCCUCCUACACUACCCCCAUUCAAAUCCUUGGGCGGCUGCCACCCACAUCGCGCGAAGGAUUCCCUAGUCUACCCUUCCUCAUUGACCAUGCUCGUUCUUUCGCGAACUUGAUUCGAGUCUGGCUCGAUGUAAGCCCAGAGCGGAUGAACGAAUUGAGUGAGAUCGAUGUCAACCUUCAAAAGUUCCAAAAAGAAGCCCUGCGCCUUCGAGCCCGCACCCAUGAGUGUCUCACCCGCGCUGAGCAAGCAGAGCGACCAAGUGGAAACUUGGAGAUCAAGUGGGAAGAAUUGGUGGACUCGAUGGAGCGAGCGGUGACGUUUUACGACGAAACCUCAAGCAAACCAAGCACCCCAGCAGCAACAGAGGCGUCAAUAUCUGGAUCUGCACCGGCUCCGAGUAGUCACCGCAACUCAGUCGGUUAUUUCGCUACCAGGCCUGCGUUCCCCCGCCGCUCCACUGACAACGCCCCGGACGCCGAGGAUGACACACCACCAAGUUCAUCAUCGGCUACCUGGGACCAAAGUCGUAUUCCAUUUGCCAUCCCACGGUGGUCCGAUCCACGUGACAGUACUGGGAGCUCCAAGAACUCCUCAACCUACUCGCUCGAGUACUCUGAGUCCUCAAAGGCUCGCCGGGCUAGCGUCACCAAAGAGUCCUCGAGCAAAUACCGCUUCUUCGACUUUGUACCGGCCCCUUCCCGACGCAAGGCCAAGGACCGUGACCAGCCUCAAAACCAUUCGCACGAGGAUCUACGCAAUGAAUCUUAA